CAAAACAGAGAGCGCUCAGUCAUUACCUGCGGUGGAGGCAGUUUGAGCUCUAAGAUUAAUAAAAGGCUCCACCAUCAUACUGACAUACUGAUGAUAACUUUGAGAAACAUCAGCUGCCUCCUGACUGUCGUGGAACUUAAGACACUGGACACAAAAUACUAACUGCUACUGUGUGAUUCCCUGUCCUGUCGUUCAGACUUUCUGAUCACCUUCUCCUGGAGCUCUUGGAACCAGAACUUUGGAGACUAAUUUCUUGGGUGUGUAAGGCUUGGCAGGCCGAGCUACAGUCUGUUGACGUAUGGCGAUUAACACUGAUGUUGAGGACUGGGGCAGGGUUGGGAGUAAUGACUCAGGAGAAAGGGCGUGGCUCUUGCAGAGCCCCAGUGUGGAUUCCGACCGGCAUCUUGAGACAGACAGGAGGAGGAGCGGGGGCGUGUCGUCUUUGGGAGCGGUCUUCAUCGUUGUGAACGCAGCACUGGGAGCAGGUCUACUCAAUUUCCCUGCAGCCUUUAAUAUGGCAGGAGGAGUAACCGCAGGAGUGAUGCUUCAAAUGUUCAUGCUGAUCUUCAUAAUAAGUGGACUGGUGAUCCUGGGCUACUGCUCGCAGGUCAGUAACGAAAGCACCUAUCAGGAGGUUGUUCGAGCCGCGUGUGGGAAAGUGACAGGAGUCAUAUGUGAAGUAGCCAUAGCUGUCUACACCUUCGGGACUUGUAUUGCUUUCUUCAUCGUCAUUGGAGACCAGCUGGACCGCUUGAUAGCUGCAGUGGCUCAUGAAACAGAUGGUACAGUCAGCGGCUACUGGUACACUGACCGCAAAUUUACCAUCGUUGUUACUGCGGUCCUGGUUAUUCUUCCUCUCUCUAUCCCCAAAGAGAUUGGCUUUCAGAAGUAUGCCAGUGCACUCAGUGUGAUGGGAACCUGGUAUGUUACCAUCGUGGUCAUUAUAAAGUACAUCUGGCCGGAUAAAGAGGUGACUCCAGGCUUUGUUCCCACCAGUUCUUCUUCCUGGACUGCAGUUUUCAAUGCAAUGCCCACCAUUUGCUUUGGUUUCCAGUGCCAUGUCAGCUGUGUGCCAGUGUUCGACAGCAUGAGCAGGAAAGAGAUCAAACCUUGGGGAGUUGUAGUCACUCUUAGCAUGAUUAUCUGUCUCUUCGUUUACACAGGAACAGGUGUCUGUGGCUUCCUGACAUUUGGCUCCAACGUCAGUCAGGAUGUGUUGAUGUCGUACCCUCCUGAUGAUAUUGCUGUGGCCAUCGCAAGAGCGUUUAUUGUCAUCUGUGUCAUCACCUCCUACCCCAUUUUACACUUCUGUGGCAGGGCAGUUAUAGAAGGACUUUGGCUGCGCUUCCAAGGCGAGCAGGUGGAGGUUUGUGUCCGUCGUGAGCAGAGGAGGAGGAUCCUGCAGACGCUGGUGUGGUUUGUUGUCACCCUCGUCCUCGCCCUCUUCAUCCCAGAUAUUGGUCGGGUGAUCUCACUGAUUGGUGGAUUGGCAGCCUGCUUUAUCUUUGUAUUCCCAGGUUUGUGUUUGAUGCAAGUCAAACUGUCAGAGACAGACAACCGAUCUGCAAGCUGGCAUGGAUUGGUGGUCUUCGGUGUUGUCAUGGUUACGAUUGGAGCUUUCAUCUUCGGCCUCACCACGACCAACUCCAUCUAUCAAGACGUAGUCAGUUAAAGGAACAUUUUUUUAUUGGAGGCAGCGUUGUCCUCGUUAAAGACUGAGUGUGUGUGGGGGUGCUUAGUCCUUUGCUGCUAUCCUGAACUGCUGGAGAGGCAUCUCAUGACACUCAUUUAAAAAAAAUCAAGACCUCUGUGGCACGUCACAUCCCUGCUCCACGUUGAGUUACAGCUCCACCGUUCUUUACUCGGUCAGGUCGUAGUCAGAAACACCCCACAAUGCCAAGUGACUUCAGAUUCUUCGCCUUUCAUUUUAUGUGAAGCUGAAUUUGCAUGUUAAAUGUUUUUAUGAUGAUUUUAACUUGCAGUGAAAACAGUUUUUGACAGAUUAGCUGGCACAGAAUGGCUUCCUUGGUCUCUGGACCCCGUUUGGGUGACACAUUCCUGUCCUGUUUACAAGAGCUGAAGGACUUUGAAAGGUCUUACAAUCAAAUUGAUUUUUAUAAUGAAAUUGUACCAAUUUCUGUAUUUUAACUUGCAUGUGAAAGGAACUGUUUCUUAUUGAAAAUCGUGUGCUGUGGUUCCCAGGUCCAAAUCUGAUUCAUGAGUUGAAAAGUGAGGUUUUCAACUAUUUCGGCACGGCAAAGAAAUCAUAUUACAUUUUUAAAUACAUUCAUUUUUUAAUUUUCUUGGUUUCUUACAUAUUUUAUAAAGUUAGUACUAUAAUGAUUUUAAUAAUUUGUUUGAGGUUAAAUCAUAUAAAAGCUUUGUCCAAGUAAGUUGCUUUAAAAUGACUAGUUACUUCAAAAAACGGUUAACUGCCAGACAGGCUGACAACCACAGCAGCGCGCCUCUGCAAACACUGCACAGACCUGCAGGGUGUCCGACACGAGCAGCACAUUCAGGAUAUGUAACACCUCUACACUCUUUCAUGGGUGCUGAUUCCUCACAGGUUUGGAAGUGAGACUGUUUUGUGAAUGUAUAAAAAAAAAAAUAUGGAUGUAACCUACAGACUUCAGUUUGCACAUAAUUUACAGAUAACGAUUGGUCUUGAUCCUCAGGUUAGAGACAGCUUGUCUCAGUGGGGAGAAGCCAACGAGUCAGACACGGAGUGUGAGGUUUAACUUGCUUCAGUCUGCACACGGCGCUGAACACUUUUCUAGUUUCUAGUUGUUGUUUUUUGAUCCUAAAACCAAAGUUUGAAGCUUUCAUUUGUUUUCAUGCCCCAGUAUUCAUGAUCUUAUUUAACACUAAUUUAAGAUAACACAAUUGCUGAGAUAAUUAACUUGGAUUGCAAAUUCAGCUAAUGUCAUUUCAUGAAAUUAGUUUUUCAACCAAACUGCAAAUGCAGCUGCAAAGUUUACAGUGACAGGGUUAAUCAAGGCUGAACUGAGUGGAUUUAAUCCCUAGUUUUACAUUUAUUGAAUUGAGAGAUUCAAGGCUUGACAGUCUUUCCAGGUUUUAUGCAACCCAGAAAUUUUGCGUUUUUCUUGCAGACAUGAGGGACAGAAUGUGAAAGGGAUUUUUUUUUUCUGGAAAAGCAAUUAUAUUGCACUAGACACAGUGUUGGACUAAAUACAUGCACCAUGUAAUUUAGAGGAGGGGAAAGACGCUGGAGUGAAAACAGUAAUGCUGUCUGUGACCUGUCUGUGUGCUUUUAUUUAACAUUUCUUGCAAUGAUUGUUGAAAUACAACUACUUUUUAUGUUUUUUUUGUCAUUGAAUCAUUUGUGUUAAAUGUUUUGGGUUUUUUUUAGCCUUUUUGGUGCUGCAGACAACCUUGUCUUGGUCAUGAGUGAAUGUCAGGUCAAGAUUUCUGUCACUGACUUACUGUGUUUUCAGGCUAAAGGUGUUCACCCCCCUAAGGCAUUUGUUAAUAAGAAAUCUUGUGUCGUUGUUCUCUGGCUCACAGAGAAAGUUUACUUGGUACGUUAAUGGAAAUACUUAACUACAGGUGAUAUACCAAUAAAUGAACUACAAUCAAGGCAUGUGAAUGACAGUCCGUAUGCUACUGGCAAUUCUUUAAUAAAGAGACAAAUGCAAGUGAAGUUGCAG
Molecule: messenger RNA, 3668 nt
Organism: Chelmon rostratus (copperband butterflyfish)
Lineage: Eukaryota; Metazoa; Chordata; Actinopteri; Chaetodontiformes; Chaetodontidae
Gene: slc38a7
Product: solute carrier family 38 member 7
Exons: 12
Coding region: 299-1672 (457 amino acids)
Biological process (GO): amino acid transmembrane transport
Molecular function (GO): L-glutamine transmembrane transporter activity; L-glutamate transmembrane transporter activity; L-serine transmembrane transporter activity
Source: RefSeq, a predicted model, not a curated record